GGGGCGGCGCCGGGACAGGAAGCGGAAAGCGGCGGCGGCGGCGGCUCUGCCUCCACAGGAGCCCAGCGCAGGCCGCAGAGCCGGGCCGCUGCGAGCCGAGACCGCGGCCGCGGAGCCCGCACGCCGGCGCCGAGAAUUUGUUCCUGUGGACGAGUGGCUCCUUGACUCCCAGGCCCUUUGAGGUGUCAGGAACCCCGCUGGUGAAACUCUCUACCUCGCCGGAGAAACAACACCUGCUCCUUCAUCCAGAGCGAGCUGGCCAUUGCUAUGGAUACCGAGUCCACGUAUUCUGGAUAUUCUUACUAUUCCGGUCAUUCGAAGAAAUCCCACAGGCAGGGGGAGCGAAAUAGAGAGAGGCACAAAUCACCCCGGAGCAAAGAUGGCCGAGGAUCCGAAAAGGCUGUCACCAUCCAGGCGCCCACCGGGGAGCCCCUGCUGGGGAAUGACUCCACGCGGACGGAGGAAGCUCAGGAUGACAACUGGGGGGAGACCACCACGGCCAUCACCGGCACCUCGGAGCACAGCAUCUCGCAGGAGGACAUCGCCAGGAUCAGCAAGGACUUGGAGGACAGCGUGGGGCUGGACUGCAAGCGCCACCUGGGCCUCACCGCGGCCGCGGCGCUCGGACUCCUGGUCUUCCUCACCCCCGUCGCCUUCAUCCUGCUGCCCCCCAUCCUGUGGCGGGACCAGCUGGAGCCUUGCGGCACCAUCUGCGAGGGACUCUUCAUCUCCGUGGCCUUCAAACUCCUCAUCCUGCUCGUCGGGACCUGGGCCCUCUUCUUCCGCAAGCAGAGAGCCGACCUGCCCCGGGUGUUCGUGUUCCGGGCCCUCCUGUUGGUCCUCAUCUUCCUCUUUGUGGUUUCCUAUUGGCUCUUCUACGGGGUCCGCAUUUUGGACUCCCGGGACCGGAAUUACCAGGGCAUCGUGCAAUACGCGGUCUCGCUGGUGGAUGCGCUGCUCUUCAUCCAUUACCUGGCCAUCGUCCUGCUGGAGCUCAGGCAGCUGCAGCCCGUGUUCUCACUGCAGGUGGUCCGCUCCACCGACGGCGAGUCCCGCUUCUACAGCGCGGGGCACCUCAGCAUCCAGCGAGCAGCACUGGUGGUUCUGGAAAACUACUAUAAGGAUUUCACCAUCUAUAACCCCAACCUCCUAACAGCCUCCAAAUUCCGAGCAGCCAAGCACAUGGCGGGGCUGAAAGUCUACAACGUGGAUGGCCCCAGUAACAACGCCACUGGCCAGUCCCGGGCCAUGAUCGCCGCGGCCGCUCGGCGCAGGGACUCGAGCCACAACGAGCUGUAUUACGAGGAGGCGGAGCACGAGCGGCGGGUGAAGAAGCGGAGAGCGAGGCUGGUGGUGGCGGUGGAGGAGGCCUUCAUCCACAUCCAGCGGCUCCAGGCGGAGGAGCAGCAGAAGGCCCCGGGGGAGGUGAUGGACCCCAGGGAGGCCGCCCAGGCCAUCUUCCCGUCCAUGGCCCGGGCCCUGCAGAAGUACCUGCGCACCACGCGGCAGCAGCACUACCACAGCAUGGAGAGCAUCCUGCAGCACCUGGCCUUCUGCAUCGCCCACAGCAUGACCCCGAAGGCCUUCCUAGAGCGUUACCUCCGCGCCGGCCCCACGCUGCAGUACGACAAGGAGCGCUGGCUGUCCACGCAGUGGAGACUGGUCAGUGACGAGGCCGUGACGAACGGGCUGCGGGACGGACUCGUCUUCGUCCUGAAGUGCCUGGACUUCGGCCUGGUGGUCACUGUGAAGAAGAUCCCCUUCAUCGCGCUCUCGGAGGAGUUCGUAGACCCCAAGUCGCACAAGUUUGUCCUCCGCCUGCAAUCGGAGACGUCGGUGUAAAAGUCCUGCGUUUGCGGCUUUAUCCCAGGAAAAGAACCGGGAGGGAGAUCCGCGUGCACGGAGGGCCACCUGGUGUGUGUGACGUUCAUUGCCGAGUCUGGCCGGCGCUGGACCAGCGGCCUGACCUGCACUUUAUUUGGAAGGAAGACGAGGUGUCGCCCUGGAAAUCCGUGCGGGGGACACCGGACUGGCGGAUGGGACUUCUCAAGAGGCCGUCCCCCGGCGUUCCUGUGGCAGCUGUAACCAAAGCCAAGCGGGCGGCUCUGGGAGCCUCGCCUUACAGCUUCGUCCGCGCCGUCUCGGGCGCCACACCCUCCACAGCUCCCAGGGGACGCGUCUUUAUCCUGGUUCCGGAAGCCAGACGUGUGUGUGUGUGUGUGUGUGUGUGUGUGUAAAGGUCCAGUUCCACUCCCCCCGCAGCCAGGGGCUGUUCCGUGUUGCCUUAGGUUCUACCGAGAGAGAUCACAACAGAAAAUGUGCACUAAUGAUUCGAUUGGAUCUUUCUUUUCCCAAAGAGAAAACCAGGCCGCUCUGUUUCUGAUCCUGUUUCCCUAUGGGCCAGAGCAGGUAGCCUUUGCUCAUUCUGUGAUGAGCACCUGUCUUCACCCAUCCGCCCUCGUGCACACGCACACACACACACACACACACACACCACCCACCCCGGCUGGCAGGUCCAGCCCAAGAAGCCCAACCUUCAGAGCUGCCGGGGACCUGGCCCUGCCCGUGUGCCUCAGGCGCUCCCAUGGGUUGUUGGCGUAGGGAAGCGUGGAUUGCCGCCCCCCCACUCCCCCAGGUAGAUCGCCAGGAGGGCAAGCCAGCUGGAAUGUCCCUUAGAACCCCUCCCUGGCUCCCCACCCACCAGGGAGGACUGACACUGUGACGGACUGGCAGCUUCAGCGUGGAGCCUCUAACGUCCAGGGAGUGCCUGCCAGGGGAGACCAGGCUAUGCCACCGCGGUGACAGCUGACAGGUGCUGCCCAGCCCCUGAUUUCUGACCACCGUCACUGUGCAUCCCACUCCAGCCCUCUGCUGCUCACUCCCGGGAAGGGCUGGUCGGCCCCUGGUGUUGACCUGGCUUAUAGAGUUUGGUCGUGAGAGAAGGAAAGGUGCCCUGGCUAGUGUGGCUCAGUUGGUUGAGCAUCGUCCCAUGCACCAAGGGGUCUCUGGUUUCAUUCCUGAUCGAGGGCGGGGGGGGAGGGAAAGGGGGAGGAUGGGCCACAGAGUGUAGGGAAAGGGGAGUGGGGGCCAGUCUUAGGGUCCGUGAUCAGCUUCUUAAAUGCAGCUGGUUUCAGGGGCUUUCCCGGCAGAGGCCUGUGCAGGGGCUCGGGGGGAGCCACACGGGUUCUCCGUGCCUCCCUCUGCCUCCUGUAUCCACAGCACACCUUUACCAAGUGCUCCCUCGUGCUUUCCCGGGCACGUAGGGCCCCGUCCGCUCCCUUCAGUGUGUUCCCACCCCCCGCCCCAGUGUAUGCGUCCACAGGUGGCACAGGAUUCAUGUGUCAUUCUUUAAAUCAGAGUUGGCUUUGGAUAUUUGUACCUGAAAAAGGAAACGGUGUUCUUGAACGAACAGUCUUCAGGUCGAAAGGAAGACGUGCUGGGAAAGAAGGAAGGGAAGGCAGUCGGCCUGGCGUGGGGCUGAGGUGCGCUGUGUCACCGCACGGUUCCGCUGCUGGAACCCACCCCCGUAACCAUGGUGCUUCCGUCCUCUUAGUGUUUGCCCGUAGGUCCCUUCAAGCCAGACACUCCUUGGGGUGAUGUCUUUCUCAGGAAUAUGUUUCGGGAGAUGGUGAAUGUCUAUGACUUUGGCUGCGUGAAGGUUACAACGUCCGAGACUGCUGCGAAGGGAGCACAGCGGUGGGCACGCCCUCCAUGUCCCUGCACGGGGUUCACGGUGACGCUGCCCGCCAGCGUCCCCAGGGCCCAGGCUUCCAGCCGGGUCUGCAGUUGCCAGCCCCGCAGGGGUCACGUCGGAUUGGCUGCUUCGGCGCCUGCCCCCCCGCAGGUGAAGAAAGGUUAAUAUAUUUCCUCUCUACCCGUUUCUCUCUCCCUCAGCCUUGUCAGACCUUCUGAAAUUACUGUUUCUGUUUUAAGUUGAAUACUGAUUUUUUUUUUUACACUGACUUUGUACGAACCUGUUUUUGAAAGAAUACCAAAUAAAAUGCAGGGUCUCUGGACA
Myotis daubentonii (Daubenton's bat) is the source of this 4018-nucleotide messenger RNA. It is a transcript of the gene VANGL1, whose product is annotated as VANGL planar cell polarity protein 1. Lineage: Eukaryota; Metazoa; Chordata; Mammalia; Chiroptera; Vespertilionidae. Gene Ontology annotation, cellular component: membrane. The record is from RefSeq and is a predicted model, not a curated record. Gene Ontology annotation, biological process: multicellular organism development.